CAAUUUUAAGUAGUUCAUUGACUUGUUACCGUUUUCUUAGCCUAUGAAAAAAAUAAAGUUAUUGAUUGAAUGCACCAAAUGUAAAUAGUGGAAUCUGACAGUAUUUAAAUGGCGGACGAUUUGCAAAAUUACAAACUACAGUUGCAACAAGUAGAGGCUGCUCUUCAAACUGAUCCAGAAAAUGAAGAGCUAUUAAAACUCAGAAGUGAUCUUGGCGAAGUUAUUACUCUUACUCGUGAUUUGAUACAAACUCAACUUGAAGAACAGCAUAAAUCUUCCUAUGUGGAGCCAUCCUCAACUAAAAGAGAUUCCUCUAACUAUUUCGACGAAAUCGAAGCUGCUUUGUUAGAAGCAGAAAAAUUAGUUUCAGCUGCAAAGAUUUGGAAAAAAGGAGACAAGUGCCAAGCAAAAUGGAAGGAAGAUCGUCAGUACUACGAUGCAACUAUUGAAGACAUAUCAAGUACAGGAGAAGUUAAUGUAAUAUUUGAUGCUUAUCAAAAUCGUUCUACGACCCAAAUCAACGAGUUGCGAGAACGCAAUACUCGCAACGAAGUUUUUCCGUCAAACAAGUAUAUUUUUUUUCACAGCAAGUCAUACGUUUUUAACACAAUUUUUUUCAGACGUCACAGGCCCAAUCAAAAAGAAUAUUUAAAAAAACGUAAACAAAAAAAACAACAGCGCUUCAAGGACUUGGAAGAGGAACGUGAAUCAGACAAAAACAAAUGGCUUAAUUUUAAUAACAAAAAUCAAAAAAAGAACGGAGUGAAAGCAAGAAGUAUAUUUGCCUCUCCGGAUAAUGUAAGCGGCAGAGUAGGAGUCGGCACUUGUGGAACUGCAGGAAAGGGCAUGACCGAUUUUACUGUAGGCGAAAAAUAUAGAAAAGGACUUUAGAAUAUUGUUAAUUACACGGUACAAUAAAAAUAUAAGAAAAAAGAAUAUAUGGAAAUUUAUUAAAGUUUUUAAUUACACGGUACAAUAAAAAUAUAAGAAAAAAGAAUAUAUGGAAAUUUAUUAAAGUUUUUAUAAAUCAACGUAGAACUAAUGGAACUUGUUUUGACGAUUACUCUUAUUUAGAGACAAAGGGUAUUAUAAAUUUUGUAAUGGCGCAUUAUUGAGCAUUUCACUAAACCGCCCAUUUAUGAUUUUCGCUUUAUAUGCUUUUACCUAUUUUGUAUUCUUUAUAUUGUAAUUUAAGCAUUAAGAAGUGUGUAAAGCAGUGGACAGUUUCCGCUAUGUCCGUUAUCCAAGUUCAAUUAAUUCAUUUUUUUUAAAACCCAAAUUGUUUUUUGUUUUUUAUGAAGUAUGGGUUGUAUUGUGUUUAUAUUCUGCAGUCCGGUUAGAUUUACUACAAAGACAGCAAAAAAAUCAGAUUUAAUAUUAAUAUAGCGAUCAUACAUAUAUAAAUAAAAGACAAAUUAUAAUGCCGUCAGUAAAAAA
Messenger RNA from Drosophila yakuba, 1437 nucleotides. It is a transcript of the gene Spf30, whose product is annotated as survival of motor neuron-related-splicing factor 30. The record is from RefSeq and is a predicted model, not a curated record. Gene Ontology annotation, cellular component: precatalytic spliceosome; nucleus; cytoplasm. Lineage: Eukaryota; Metazoa; Arthropoda; Insecta; Diptera; Drosophilidae. The coding region runs from base 109 to 891 and encodes 260 amino acids. The transcript has 2 exons. Gene Ontology annotation, biological process: mRNA processing; regulation of alternative mRNA splicing, via spliceosome. Gene Ontology annotation, molecular function: RNA binding.